GUUCAGUCAGAUAUCUCUCAGCACAGGACAGAGAAUAUGGGCUGGUCUUGGUUAAUUUUUGACCGAACUGUCAGCUGACUCUUGGCGCUCCUGUAUAUAUAAUGGAGAAGUUUCUGGCAAACUGUCUGCAGCAAAGAAGACAGUAAAGGCUGUAGAGAUGCGUGGGAUCUUUGCUAGUUGUGCACUCGCAGCGCUGCUGUUGGCUGCAGCCUGGGCAGACCACCACCACCACCACCACCACGAUGGUGCUGAUCACAGCCACGAGGGAGAACUGAGCUGCCACAAGCUUUCCCCUCCCAACGCUGACUUCGCCUUUGCCCUCUACAAAAACCUGAACGCCAAGGCUGCUGCAGGGCAGAACAUCUUCUACUCGCCGCUGGGCAUCUCCGCCGGCUUGUCCGUGCUGUCCUCCGGGGCCGGUGGUGAAACCCACCGCCAGCUGUUCUCCACCCUGGGCUACGGCGCUAACACCCAGGCACAGAUUAACGAAGCGUGGGAGCAUCUUUUCCACAUGAUGGGACACAGCAAGGACACUCAGCAGCUGGAAGUGGGUAACACCGUGGCCGUGCGCGCUGGCUUCUUUCCUCUGGAGAAGUUCACGAACGAUGCUAAGCACCACUACUCUAGUGAUAUCCUCAACGCCGACUUUACUGAUCCUGCCGGGGCUGCAGCUGAACUCAACAGAUUCAUUGCCGUUAAAACCCACGACAAGAUCAAAGAUAUGGUGAAGGACCUGGACCCUGAUACGGCCAUGGUGCUGAUCAACUAUGUCUACUUCAGAGGAGAGUGGGAGAAACCCUUCGAUGGUAACCAGACACAAAAGGCAGACUUCAAUGUGGACGAAACCACCAAGGUUCAGGUUGACAUGAUGAAGAGGACGGGCCGCUACGACCUCUAUCACGACCAUGAUAACCACACCACCGUCAUCAUGCUGCCCUACAAGGGCAACACCUCCAUGAUGAUCGUGCUGCCCGACGAAGGCAAGAUGUCAGAGGUGGAGGGCUACAUCAACAAGGACUACAUCAGGCGCUGGCAUGACUCACUCUACAGGAGCUCUGUGGAUCUGUCCCUGCCAAAGUUCUCCAUCUCUGCUGACGCCUCCCUGGGCAGCACACUGAAAGAAAUGGGCAUGACCGACGCUUUUGCGGACAACGCUGAUUUCUCUGGCAUGUCCACCGAGGUCAAGCUCAAAGUCUCAAAGGUGUCCCACAAGGCCGUGCUGAGUGUGGACGAAAGAGGAACAGAGGCGGCAGCCGUCACCACCAUCGAGGUCAUGCCCAUGAGCAUGCCCGAAACCAUGAAACUUGACAGACCCUUCUUGGUCUUCAUCCUGGAGGACUCGACCAGGAGCAUCCUCUUCAUGGGCAAGAUCAGCAACCCCACAGCUGUGUAAAGGUGCUAAAGAAAUGAGUGUUUCAUGUGUUACAUUUUGUAGUAGGUUUUUAGUAGCUACAGGAAAUUAGCUCAUUUUUACCCGAGCGUCUAAAAGCCCUGAGCUGGCACAGAGCACUGGGGAAUGACAAACGGAGGAUAGUUUGAUGAAUAAGACGACAGAUCUAUCAUCAAGUAACAGAAAUGUCAGCCUAUUAAUCUGCUUGCAGUCUGUCAGCAUGACACAUUUAUUACCAUCUGUCAUCCGAACCUGGCUAGGUGUAUAAAUAUCUAAAUAUAUCAUUAUAUAUUGUAUCCAGCUGACUAUAUGAUACAGAUAAUAAACAUUAGUGGAUAUAUCGCUUGAAGCAUCUGCUUACACACUGAGCCAACUUGUUAUUGUGCUAUCGCUGUUUUAACAUGUUGAAGUGAAUAAAGACUUGAAAAACUGGCA
This is a messenger RNA of Sebastes umbrosus (honeycomb rockfish), 1825 nucleotides long. RefSeq names its product alpha-1-antitrypsin homolog. The transcript has 5 exons. Bases 158 to 1393 code for a protein of 411 amino acids. The record is from RefSeq and is a predicted model, not a curated record. Gene Ontology annotation, molecular function: serine-type endopeptidase inhibitor activity. Gene Ontology annotation, biological process: negative regulation of endopeptidase activity. NCBI's taxonomy places the organism in Eukaryota, Metazoa, Chordata, Actinopteri, Perciformes, Sebastidae.